Laetiporus sulphureus 93-53 is the source of this 507-nucleotide messenger RNA. RefSeq lists its product as uncharacterized. The record is from RefSeq and is a predicted model, not a curated record. Lineage: Eukaryota; Fungi; Basidiomycota; Agaricomycetes; Polyporales; Laetiporaceae. The transcript has 3 exons. The coding region runs from base 175 to 348 and encodes 57 amino acids.
UGCAUCAUAUGCGGUUCACCUGGUAUCUCUGACGCAUAUUAUUGCGCCGAGUGCACACGAUUAGAGAAGGACCGUGACGGUUGUCCAAAGAUCGUGAACCUUGGUGCCAGUCGGACGGACCUCUUCUAUGAGCGGCGUCGUCUAGGCUUCAAGAAAGGUUAGGCCGUGUAGACGAUGCGCCGGUGGCGCCUGUUUACCCUGUUGUACCAUUACCCUCUCUGUUAUACAUUCCUUUGUGCUGUAUGCAUUCUUCUUGGUCAUUCAGUGCAGAUCGACCACUUGCAAUUGCCGUUAACAUCGCUUGAGGUCUCGCGUCGCGUCUUAUGUGAUGAGUUGUAUCCGGCCUGAACGCUGCUUGAACCUUGGUGGCAAUGCAGCACGAUAGUCCACGUCAGACUAGUACAGUGUACUUCGGGCUGGCAGCUACUCAGUGGUUUCGUUCUCUAGUAGACUUCGUGCGCGGUGUUUUCUUUCUAGAAAAGCAAUCAAUAUAUUGAUCAAUGCUCG